AUGGCAAAUAUUUGGGCAAAAUUGAAAGCCCUAAAGAAGAUCUUGAAAACUGUAAACAAGGAGGAAUUCCAAAACAUCUCCACUAGAAUAACUGAAGGUAGACUUGAACUAAUCCAAACACAGAAGCAGAUUAAUCAACAAUGCACAGAUGAACUUCUUAACAAAGAAAGUCAAGCACUAAUGAAUAUUGAGAAAUGGAACCUAGUGGAAGAAAGUGCACUCAGACAAAAAUCUAGAGCUAAAUGGAUAAAGCUCGGAGACAACAAUAACAAGUAUUUUUCAGCAAUGAUCAAGGAGAGAACGAAUAAGAAAAUGAUGCUAGAACUCACUUCACUCAAUAGAAUAAGCCUCAAAACACCAGCAACUAUUAAAGAGGAAGUCACUCAGUUCUAUAAAGCUCUCAUGGGAUCUAGUAGUACAGAAUUACAAGUUGUUGAUAAGAAGACUAUGAGGAGAGGAGCUACAAUCACAUAUGAACAAGGAGCUGAACUAUGUAGAGAUAUUACAGAUAAAGAAAUCUGGAAUGCAUUAGCUUCUAUUGGGGAUGAUAUAUCACCUGGAGUAGAUGGAUAUAAUGCCUAUUUUUAUAAGAAGACUUAG
This is a messenger RNA of Solanum dulcamara, 600 nucleotides long. RefSeq lists its product as uncharacterized. The record is from RefSeq and is a predicted model, not a curated record. The coding region runs from base 1 to 600 and encodes 199 amino acids. Lineage: Eukaryota; Viridiplantae; Streptophyta; Magnoliopsida; Solanales; Solanaceae. The transcript has a single exon.